GAGGGUGACCUCUAGGGUGAGAAAACUGCGACUGGGAGCGGGACCCGGGCGUGCAGCCUUCGCCAUGCCCCGCUCACGCGUGGGAGACCGGCCUGCGGGGUACCGGCCCGGAAAGCACCCAGCCUCCAAAGCCGCCUUGCUCAGGGAAAUUUGCGCGACCUUAUUGCCCUCGGUCUACAGGCCUCGUACCUCUCCAGGCCGAUUUUUCCACUAUUUAAAUCCUAGUUCGCCUGGCAUCCAGCUCCAGCAACUUAGAGCAUUUCACGUCACGCCGGGCGCAAGGCGUCGGCUUGUAUAAUCCGAAAACGCUCCUGUUUUUCUCAUCUGUGCAGUGGGAGACCUUACUCCGUCCGCCUUCCUAACCGCCCCAGUGGUGUCACAGAUUUGAAGGCCUGACACCCGGUUGCCAGACGUGGUUUUGAUUCUCAUCAUGGCCAUCACCCAGUUUCGGUUAUUUAAAGUUUGUACUUGCCUAGCAACAGUAUUCUCGUUCCUAAAGAGGUUAAUAUGCAGAUCUGGCAGAGGACGGAAAUUAAGUGGAGACCAAAUAACUUUGCCAACUACAGUUGAUUAUUCAUCAGUUCCUAAGCAGACAGAUGUUGAAGAGUGGACUUCGUGGGAUGAAGAUGCCCCCACAAGUGUAAAGAUCGAAGGAGGGAAUGGGAAUGUGGCAACACAACAAAACACUUUGGAACAACUGGAACCUGACUAUUUUAAGGACAUGACACCAACUAUUAGGAAAACUCAGAAAAUUGUUAUUAAGAAGAGAGAACCACUGAAUUUUGGCAUUCCAGAUGGGAACACAGGUUUUUCUAGUAGAUUAGCAGCUACACAAGAUAUGCCUUUUAUUCAUCAGUCUUCUGAAUUAGGUGACUUAGAUACCUGGCAAGAAAAUACCAAUGCAUGGGAGGAAGAAGAAGAUGCAGCCUGGCAAGCAGAAGAAGUUCUGAGGCAGCAGAAAAUAGCAGACAGAGAAAAGAGAGCAGCAGAACAACAAAGGAAGAAAAUGGAAAAGGAAGCACAGCGGCUAAUGAAGAAGGAACAAAACAAAAUUGGUGUGAAACUUUCAUAACACAUGUUCUUCAAAUUUUAUCAUACAAGUAGGAGAAAUCUCAGCUCCACAACACAAGCAACAUUUGUAUGGAUUUAAGAGUAUUUUAAGAAUAUACACUGCUUGAUUUUAAUACAUUCAUCAGGCCAUCCAGGACACCAGGAUUCUCCCAAAUUACCUUGAACUCUUAGUGAUUGAGACUCAAAAAAACAAAAAAGACUUGAGACAAUAUAUUCUUCAACAUGCUCCAAAUAUAAGACAUUUGUUUGCUGUACAGAAAGUAUCAAAAAUGGAAUAUUUCAGUACCUCUCAAGCUAGUAUUUCUAGCUAAAUAAAUGGUGUAUAUAAUUUUAUGGUGGAAAAGAACUGUGCUAUCUGUUAUGAUUUCCUUCAGUGUGCAUAAUGAUAAAAUAAUUUUAAUAUUCUUUUGUUUCCAUGGUACCUGACCUAAAUUAGACAAAUUGUAGGGCUUUAACUUUAUUUUUCUGGUCAAAAUUGGUGUUGACAUAUAUUUCCUCUAAUUUGAACUGGUAUUGUUUACUUUUAUAUAACAUUAAGGGAUUUGGUGAUUUUCAUUUCAUGAAAACGACAUUAAAUGCAAUAAUUUUAUUUAUCAUAAAGAUUUUGCACAUCAUUGUUUUCUUUUGGAUGGUGUUGUAAUGUCAUACAUACUUGUAAUUUAUAUCGCAUGUAUAAACAUUGAAAAUCAACUAAAAUGACAUUUGUUUUACAUUAUAACUUGUGAGUUUUAAGAA
This is a messenger RNA of Sapajus apella (tufted capuchin), 1806 nucleotides long. RefSeq names its product estrogen receptor binding site associated antigen 9 (gene EBAG9). The transcript is spliced from 8 exons. The coding region runs from base 431 to 1072 and encodes 213 amino acids. The record is from RefSeq and is a predicted model, not a curated record. Gene Ontology annotation, cellular component: secretory granule. Lineage: Eukaryota; Metazoa; Chordata; Mammalia; Primates; Cebidae.